This is a messenger RNA of Pipistrellus nathusii (Nathusius's pipistrelle), 3612 nucleotides long. The record is from the annotation of a GenBank genome assembly. NCBI's taxonomy places the organism in Eukaryota, Metazoa, Chordata, Mammalia, Chiroptera, Vespertilionidae.
AUGAGGAAGCCUCGCCAGAAGUCACGGCAGAAUGCCGAGGGCCGGCGCUCCCCAUCCCCCUACAGUCUCAAGUGCUCACCUACUCGGGAGACCCUGACAUAUGCCCAGGCCCAACGAAUUGUUGAGGUGGACAUUGAUGGACGCCUGCAUCGUAUCAGUAUCUAUGACCCACUCAAGAUCAUCACGGAGGAUGAGCUGACUGCCCAGGAUAUCACUGAAUGUAAUAGUAACAAGGAAAACAGCGAGCAGCCUCAGUUCCCUGGCAAGUCCAAAAAACCCUCGUCCAAGGGCAAGAAGAAAGAAUCCUGCUCCAAGCAUGCAUCCGGCACUUCCUUCCACCUCCCGCAGCCCAGCUUCCGCGUGGUGGACUCAGGCAGUCAGCCAGAAGCACCCCCUUUGCCUGCUGCCUACUACCGCUACAUUGAGAAAUCGCCUGAAGACCUGGAUGCAGAGGUAGAGUAUGACAUGGAUGAGGAGGACCUUGCCUGGCUGGACAUGGUGAAUGAGAAGCGGCGAACAGAUGGGCACAGUUCGGUGUCGGCAGACACCUUUGAGCUGCUGGUAGACCGGCUUGAGAAGGAGUCAUACUUGGAGAGUCGCAGCAGUGGGGCCCAACAGUCACUCAUUGACGAAGACGCCUUCUGCUGUGUGUGCCUGGAUGACGAAUGCCACAAUAGCAACGUCAUUCUCUUCUGUGACAUCUGCAACCUGGCUGUACACCAGGAGUGCUACGGGGUCCCCUACAUCCCCGAGGGUCAGUGGCUAUGCCGCUGCUGCCUGCAGUCUCCCUCCCGGCCUGUGGAUUGUGUCCUCUGCCCCAAUAAAGGUGGCGCCUUCAAACAGACCAGCGAUGGGCACUGGGCCCACGUGGUGUGUGCUAUCUGGAUCCCUGAAGUGUGCUUUGCUAACACCGUGUUCCUGGAGCCCAUCGAGGGCAUUGACAACAUCCCACCUGCCCGCUGGAAACUGACCUGCUAUAUCUGCAAGCAGAAGGGGCUGGGUGCCUCCAUCCAGUGCCAAAAGGUGAACUGCUACACAGCCUUCCAUGUGACGUGUGCACAGCGGGCCGGGCUCUUCAUGAAGAUUGAGCCCAUGCGCGAAACCAGCCUAAAUGGCACCACUUUCUCAGUGCGCAAGACUGCCUACUGUGAGGCCCACUCACCCCCGGGUGCUGCCACUGCGAGGAGGAAGGGUGUCUCCCCUGGAAGUCUUAGUGAACCUGGGAAUGAGGAAGGGCUGAAGGAAGGCAAUGGGGAGGAGGAAGACAAAGAAGAAGUGGAAGAGGAGGAAGAUGAAGGCCAAGGUGUAGUAGGUGGCCCCCUCAAAGGAGUGUCUAAGAAGAACAAGAUGACUUUGAAGCAAAAAAUCAAGAAGGAUCCAGAGGAAGUAGGUCGAGACAUGCCCUCCGUUGUCCCCUUGGUCACCGUCCCACAGAUACCCUCUUACAGGUUGAACAAGAUCUGUAGUGGUCUCUCCUUUCAGAGGAAAAACCAGUUCAUGCAGCGGCUUCACAACUAUUGGCUGUUGAAGCGGCAGGCACGGAACGGUGUACCCCUCAUUCGGCGCCUGCAUUCCCACCUGCAGUCCCAAAGAAAUGCCGAGCAGCGAGAGCAGGACGAGAAAACAAGCGCCGUGAAGGAAGAGCUGAAAUACUGGCAGAAGUUGCGGCACGACUUGGAGCGAGCCCGGCUGCUCAUCGAGCUGAUUCGGAAAAGAGAGAAGCUCAAGCGGGAGCAGAUCAAGGUCCAGCAGGCUGCCAUGGAGCUAGAGCUGAUGCCAUUCAACGUUUUGCUGAGGACAACCCUGGACUUGCUGCAGGAGAAGGAUCCCGCGCACAUCUUUGCCGAACCCGUCAGCCUGAGUGAGGUUCCAGAUUACCUGGAAUUCAUAUCCAAGCCAAUGGAUUUUUCUACUAUGAGGCGGAAGCUGGAAUCCCAUCUGUACCACACCUUGGAGGAGUUUGAGGAGGACUUUAACCUUAUAGUUUCCAACUGCAUGAAGUAUAAUGCUAAAGACACAAUUUUCCACCGAGCAGCUGUCCGCCUGCGGGACCUGGGAGGGGCCAUCCUGCGGCACGCCCGGAGGCAGGCAGAGAACAUCGGCUAUGACCCCGAGAGGGGCACACACCUGCCCGAGUCACCCAAAUUGGGGGACUUCUAUCGCUUUUCCUGGGAAGACGUGGACAACAUCCUCAUCCCAGAGAACCGAGCCCAUAUGUCCACGGAGGUGCAGCUGAAGGAGCUGCUAGAGAAACUGGACCUGGUGAGUGCCAUGCGGUCCAGUGGGGCCCGGACCCGCCGCGUCCGCAUGCUGCGCCGGGAGAUCAAUGCUCUUCGGCAGAAGCUGGCACAGCCACCGCCACCACAGCCGCCCUCACUGAACAAGACUGUGUCCCAUGAGGAGCUUCUGGCAGGGCCCCAGGGAGAUGUGGCUGCGCAGGCCCUGCAGGAGGAACCGGAAGACGAUGGCGACAGAGAUGACUCCAAACUGCCUCCCCCACCAACCCUGGAGCCUACUGGGCCUGCACCUUCCUUGUCUGAGCAAGAAUCCCCUCCAGAUCCCCCCACUCUAAAACCUAUUAGUGAUAACAAACCUCCAAGCCGAUUCCUAAAACCCAGAAAGGUGGAAGAAAAUGAGCUUUUGCGAAAAUCACCUCUGCAGCUAGGGAACGAGCCGUUUCAAGACCUGCUCAGUGAUGGUGGCAUCAACAGACUGACCCUCAUGGCCUCCGAUGACCCUGACGAUGCCCCGCUCAGUAAUGUGGGCCGCCACACCUCAGUCCUCUUUAAGAAGGCCAAGAAUGGGGCUAAGCUGCAGAGGAGCCCAGAUGGGGCCCUGGAGAAUGGCGAGGACCAUGAUGCAGCGGGCUCUCCUGCCUCUCCUGGCAGCAUUGAGGAUGAGCAGCACUCCCGGAAGCGGCCAAGGAGCAGGAGCUGUAGUGAGAGUGACGGGGAGAGGACCUCCCAGCAGGAGGAAGAAACAGGUGUGACCAACGGCUUCGGGAAACACGCGGAAAGCGGGUCUGACUCAGAAUGCAGUUUGGGUCCCAGUGGUGGACUGGCAUUUGAAGCUUGCAGUGGUCUGGUGCCCCCCAAACGCAGCCGUGGGAAGCCAGCCUUGUCUCGAGUGCCCUUCCUGGACAGUGUGAACGGAGACUCUGACUACAGCAGCUCAGGCAGAAGCCUCCUGAUGCCCUUUGAAGACCGUGGAGACCUGGAGCCCCUGGAGCUGGUGUGGGCCAAGUGCCGAGGCUAUCCCUCCUACCCUGCCUUGAUCAUCGAUCCCCAGAUGCCCCGGGACGGCCUCCUGCACAAUGGUGUCCCCAUCCCUGUCCCCCCACUGGAUGUGCUGAAGCUGGGGGAGCAGAAACAGGCCGAGGCUGGAGAGAAGCUCUUCCUUGUCCUCUUUUUUGACAACAAGCGCACCUGGCAGUGGCUUCCGAGAGACAAAGUCCUGCCCCUGGGCGUGGAGGACACCGUGGACAAGCUCAAGAUGCUGGAAGGUCGCAAGACUAGCAUCCGCAAGUCGGUGCAGGUGGCCUACGACCGAGCAAUGAUCCACCUGAGCCGUGUCCGCGGGCCCCACUCCUUCGUCCCCUCCAGCUACCUGUAA